Messenger RNA from Poeciliopsis prolifica (blackstripe livebearer), 470 nucleotides. It is a transcript of the gene birc5b, whose product is annotated as baculoviral IAP repeat containing 5b. The transcript has 4 exons. Lineage: Eukaryota; Metazoa; Chordata; Actinopteri; Cyprinodontiformes; Poeciliidae. Bases 24 to 470 code for a protein of 148 amino acids. The record is from RefSeq and is a predicted model, not a curated record.
UUGAGCCUUGUAUUGCUGUAAUAAUGGAUAGUGUAAAUGUGCUGACCACCAGGUACAUGGCGUUUGACAAAAUGUACAGCCAUGAUCUGCGGGAGCAGAGUUUUAUAGACUGGCCGUUUAGAGAGGAAUGCAACUGCACACCUGAAAAGAUGGCUAAAGCUGGUUUUGUCCACUGCCCCAGUGAUAAUGAACCAGACGUUGCCUGCUGUUUCUUCUGUCUGAUCGAACUCGAGGGCUGGGAACCAGAUGAUGAUCCAUGGUUUGAGCACACCAAGCGCUCACCCACUUGUGGAUUUCUGUCCAUGAAGAAAGCAGAUUUCACUGAGCUGACCGUGUCUGAAUACUGUCAACUGGAAGGUGAAAGGCUGAAGAUCUACAUUAGGAAGAUUUCUCAUAAGAUGAUGGCGUACUUGCGUGACGACAUGGACAAAGUGCUUGAUCGCCUAAAAUCUCAGCUGGAGACAAUGUAA